CUAGAUUUACCUACUAGAAUAACCACCAUGGCUGCACCCUGCACUGAAAACAAUCACAAACAAGGCACACUGGAAUUUGCUCUGGACGUCCCGUUCCCAUCAACUCGCGAAGCGUCCAUCGCGCUCCAGUCCCUCUCCCCAGACCGCGAGCCCCGGAAAGGAGGCAUCAGCAAGGAGCUCACUGUUUCCGGUAGCACGCUGUCUGUGAGGUGGAGGGCAGAUGAGGCCCGUAUCCUGCGUGUCUCUGUAGGGUCAUUUAUGGACCACCUCUCCCUGGUGAUGGAAACCAUGGAGUUGUUCGGACCACCUGUCCCUCAGUGACCACUCACACACUCAGCAGUCUCUGUUCUACAAUGACCUGCAGAGAACCAAGAGGAGCAGUGUUAUGCUGAACAGAGGGGUCUCUCUGGCCGACAGACCCAGCAGAAGCAUGCUGUGCACCUCGGUACAGAGCGACAUGUCCCACUUUCAAUCCUCUGCUAUUCAAAUUGAAGGAACUGGAUUGUCUUACACCAAUGCAAUAUUUCUGUAGUUGUUGCAUUAGAAUGUGAUUUAGAGCAGUGGGCCUGCAGGUCUAAGAC
Molecule: messenger RNA, 581 nt
Organism: Salvelinus sp. IW2-2015
Lineage: Eukaryota; Metazoa; Chordata; Actinopteri; Salmoniformes; Salmonidae
Source: RefSeq, a predicted model, not a curated record